CAGACGAAAACGAAACGCAAAGCGGACGAACGAACGAAACGCCAGUCUGCAUUCAGUGCUCGCGAGAGGUGAAUGUGUCGCUCGCGAACACAGAGUACUUGUAAAUACGUGACCGAGACCUCCGGGCCAGCUGAUUACGCUCGCGUAUUUAUUUUACCAAACUUAUAUUUCUCCUCAAACGACAAUAGUUUUGAAAAAUACUUAAAAUCUGUGAUUGAAUCGUGCAGUGAUAAUUACAGAGACUAAAAUUUUCAAGUGACAGUUUCAAACUUCGGAAAAAUAAUGGAUGAGUGGCAAGCGAACACGAAGCUAUAGAUGCGCCGUGCACCACAGGGACCGAGAGGUCUGCUCAGAAAACGACUUCCAUCUCCUCCUUGAAGACCCAACGCUCUUUGCCAGGAUGGUGCACUUGGUGGCGAUGGAAGUGCUCCCGGAAGAGCGGGAGCGGAAGUAUUACCAGGAGCGGUAUACUUGCUGUCCACCGCCACUGUUCAUAAUCUGCGUCACACUGUUAGAGCUGGGUGUGUUCGCGUGGUACGCGGCGGGGUCGGGCGGCAUGGCGGCGGCGGCGGGCCCAGUGCCAGUAGACUCGCCGUUGGUGUACCGGCCCGACCGGCGGCGCGAGCUAUGGCGGUUCCUCACCUACAGCGUCGUACAUGCCGGCUGGCUGCAUCUCGCCUUCAACCUGCUUGUGCAACUUGCGGUUGGUCUACCUCUAGAAAUGGUCCACGGCGCGUUACGAUGUGGAGCCGUCUACCUCGCCGGAGUUUUGGGGGGGUCCCUCGCGGCCUCAGUGUUGGACCCUGACGUGUGCCUCGCGGGGGCCUCCGGGGGAGUGUAUGCCCUUCUAGCGGCGCACUUGGCCAAUGCUCUGCUGAACUUCCACGCGAUGCGCUACGGAGCCGUGAGGCUGGUAGCGGCGUUGGCUGUCGCGUCCUGCGACGUCGGCUUCGCGGUUCAUGCUAGGUAUACUAAGCAGGAAGCGCCGCCGGUGUCGUACGCGGCGCACGUGGCGGGCGCGCUAGCGGGACUGACGAUAGGGCUGCUGGUGCUGAAGCACGCGCAGCAGCGGUUGUGGGAGCGGCUGCUGUGGUGGGCGGCGCUAGGCGCGUACGCGGCGUGCACGCUGUUCGCGGUGCUGUACAACGUGUUCAGCGCGCCCGUGGACGAGCUGCACUACCUGCCGCCCGACCCGCCGCCCGACCUCGCCGGCUUUUGACUGCCCCGUCCCACGCCGCUGCCCGACCACCACUAGGCUUCCAAGCCCCUUUAUUUAUUCGACGAAAGAUUAUUUAUUUAUAUUUAGAACGUUCACUUUCGCGCCUAAGAUUUAUAUUACAGAGUGAGUAUUUCAUGCCUCGAAUAGAUAAAGCCGCUUCUUCAUUACCACGUUCGUUGUUUACAGAUAUUUGAUUAGUGUCGAAGCCUAAAGCUGGUCGUUCAGCCCACUCACAACACGCCUAGUCAAUUUACCUUAGUGUGAUUCGCGUUAAGUAGCAUUAUAAUUAGAGGAGGCUUCUCAUCGCCAGUGUUGGUACACUUCGUGUAUUGUGCGUUUAAUCAUUGGAAGAUUUAUGAAUCUUUUGUUUUUUUAUAAAGCGUGUGUUCGUUGUGGUUCAGGAAUGACCAUUUAGUACGGACUGUUAGACUAUUGCGCAUUUCCCGCAUGUUACUUUUUAUAUAAGUUGUGGAUAAUUAUCUAUUCAAUAUUAUGUUAAGUGCAUGUAAACUAAGUGUGUCCUUUCCGAACCACGUUACGCUGUGCAUAUCGUCAACUUAGCGUUGAUUGUAUGACGUUGUUAUGCUGUUUGCUCCCAAACGGCCUCCUCGCGAUACUUAAUUGUUAAGUAGUCUUAAUUGUAUUGAUAGGCGAACUAUUUUUGUACCUAAUCAGCGUCCGUAGUUUUAGCAGGAAGGCGUUACCGCGACACAUCACGAUAUGUUCCGUGUGGACUGACCACUAAGUGCCGUGUUACUUUACACCUGUCCGAUUCCGUCAAACUAACACAACAUUUAGCUAAGGUCAGCGUAGUUAUGCCCAGCACACCAAAGAUUAGGAUAAAUACUGUCCAAACUUGUAUGGUGAAGUUUCCAAGUGUUUACUCUCUAUAUAAUUUUAUUUGUGAAGUGAAAAUCUUCAGGCUUU
Molecule: messenger RNA, 2146 nt
Organism: Pectinophora gossypiella (pink bollworm)
Lineage: Eukaryota; Metazoa; Arthropoda; Insecta; Lepidoptera; Gelechiidae
Product: rhomboid-related protein 3-like
Exons: 6
Coding region: 287-1219 (310 amino acids)
Cellular component (GO): membrane
Molecular function (GO): serine-type endopeptidase activity
Source: RefSeq, a predicted model, not a curated record